Equus quagga is the source of this 3158-nucleotide messenger RNA. It is a transcript of the gene SDC1, whose product is annotated as syndecan 1. The transcript has 5 exons. Gene Ontology annotation, biological process: cell migration. The record is from RefSeq and is a predicted model, not a curated record. Gene Ontology annotation, cellular component: cell surface; membrane. The coding region runs from base 243 to 1178 and encodes 311 amino acids. Lineage: Eukaryota; Metazoa; Chordata; Mammalia; Perissodactyla; Equidae.
AGCUCGGCGGGAGAGGUGCGGGCGGGAGCCGAGGCAGCCGGAGAGGACUCCAGCAGUAGAGAGCGGACUGCAGCCGGCCACCCCGUAGCCCUCGCCUAGGACAGCCGCGCGCUGGGCAUCGCCCGAGGGAUCCGCGCGUAGCGCAACCGGCCGAGCCGACCCGGAGCCCCGCACAGUCCGCGCAGCGCCGCGCAGCCCCGACCCGCGCAGCCCGCCGCGCUCCCGCCGCCGGUCCGGGCAGCAUGAGGCGCGCGGCGCUCUGGCUCUGGCUCUGCGCGUUGGCGCUGCGCCUGCAGCCGGCCCUCCCGCAAAUUGUGGCCACAAAUGUGCCCCCUGAAGAUCAGGACGGCUCUGGGGAUGACUCUGACAACUUCUCUGGCUCAGGUGCAGGUGCCCUGCAAGAUCUCACCUUGUCAAAGCAGACCCAUGCUGUCCAGAAGGACGUGGGUGUCCUGACGGCCAUCCCCACAGCUCCAGAGCCCACCAGCACAGAUACCAUCGCCCCCUCUACCUCCGUCGUGCCAGCCAGAGCGGCGCCUGAGGAGGGAGCGGUGGUGUACCUGUCAGGGGUGGAGCCUGGCUUUACCACCCAGGAGAAGGAGACCAUCCACCCACCCAGUGAGACCACCCUGCACCCAACCACCCACCGGGCAUCGACGGCAAGGGCCACCACAGCCCAGGGGCCUGGCACACUCCAUCCACACAGGGCCGUGCAGCCUGACCACCACAAGACCUCUGUUCCCGUAGUACCUGACCAGCUGCUUGACCCUCACCCUCCCAGCGUGGCAGAUGGAGGUCCUUCUGCCACCGAGAAGGCUGCUGAGGAUGGAGCCUCCACCCAGCUUCCAGCAGGAGAGGGCUCUGGCGAGCAGGACUUCACCUUUGACCUGUCGGAGGAGAGCACAGCCGGGGCUGCAGUGGAACCUGACCAGCGGAAGGAGCCCCCAGUGGAUCCUGAGGCUGCGGGGGCCUCACAGGGCCUCCUGGACAGGAAGGAAGUGCUGGGAGGGGUCAUUGCUGGAGGCCUCGUGGGGCUCAUCUUCGCUGUGUGCCUGGUGGGUUUCAUGCUGUACCGGAUGAAGAAGAAAGAUGAGGGCAGCUACUCCUUGGAGGAGCCGAAACAAGCCAACGGCGGGGCCUACCAGAAGCCCACCAAGCAAGAGGAGUUCUACGCCUGACGGGGGAGCACUUCUCCCCCUCUCCCUGCCACUCAGCUAGGCCCCCACUUGCCUCUUCCGUGAAGAACUGCAGGCACUGCCUCCCCUGCCGCCAUGCCACCUCCCCAGCGCUCCCGGCCCCCCCAGCCAGCUCCCUGCCCGCCGAGUGCCGGGGCUCGCUGGGGGCUCUCCUCUGCUUCUCUGACUUCUGCCUGGAGACUUGGCGCGAGGGCUUUCUCGUGUAUGACCUUUCCACCACAGCCAGCACCUGGCAUCUCACCAUUCUGACUCAGUUUCUCCAAACAGGAGCAGACCCUCCCCAGGCCCAGCUCUGGAGAGAAAGGGGACCCCACUUCUUUGGACCUGGAUGGCCCGCGUGUCUGGGAGAUGCUCGGGCUGAGGGCUGAGGGCUGGCACAUCUGUAGCACUUACUGGUAGAGACCAACAGUCUCGGGGGCGUUUACCGCUGAGUGGCAGGGAGAGGAGUUCCGGGCUCCGUCAGAGUUCACUUUGCUUUGUGGGGAAGUCUCGUUUAGAUAUCCACUUGUUUUUGCACAUGUUUCCUCUAGUUUCUUUGUUCAUAGCCCAGUAGACUUUGUUACUUCUGACGUAAGUUAAAUUGAUUUGGUUACCCCCCAUCCUGCUUCCCUCAUCUCUGGUCAGGAGACAGUGUCAGGGUUAAGAAGACUUUUUUUUUUUUUUUUAACUAGAAGAACCAAAUCUGGAAGCCAACAUAUAGGCUGUUUGUGUGUUGUCUCUGAGUUCGUCGCUCAAGUAUGCAACAGGGUAUGGAAUGUCUAUCAGUUGGCCCCACUGGUGGGCUGGCCGAUCCCGGCUGCCAUGGGCAGUCACCUCUUUGAGUGAUCACGCCCAUGUCCACGAACUCAGGGCCACGGCGGUGGCCUGGGCUGCUGCGAUCGAUGUUGAGAAGCCCGUGUGAGAACUGAGUCCUGGUGCCUCAGGCUGGGGUACGAGGGGAGAGGACUGUCGGGUGGGAGAGGUGGCAGGGCCCAGGGGAUCUCCCGCAGCCUGGGCGCUUCCUUUGGCGCCACCUCUGGGCUAUUGGACUCUUUCUCUUGGAAGGUGAUGAGAGGGGUUUUGGGCACACCUGGCACUGAGCUGCUCCAUGAAGAACCAGGUUCACCUGUGAUUAGCUCCUGUGGCCCUGCCCUGGGCUGGAAUCAGGAAUGUUCCAAAGAGUGAUAGUCUUUUGCUUUUGGCAAAACUCUACUUAAUCCAAUGGGUUUUUCCCUGUACAGUAGAUUUUCCAAAUGUAAUAAACUUUAAUAUAAAGUAGUCGUGUGAACUCCACUCCCUUUUCUUCUCUCUGUGCUGGUUGUGUGGACGUGACCAGCCUUUUCUCGAAAUACCAAUGAUAUCGGGGAAACUUGGCUCAAAGCUCUGUGCCUUCCUCUUUCCCGUGGGGAGGGAUUCUGGGGUCAGAGUCCCUCUGAUUUGUUUUUUGUUGUCUUUGCUAAAAUUGUGGCUUUUGGUAGGUUCAGCCAAGGUUAUAUAAGGCCUGAUGUCAGUUUCUGUGUUGCCAAGCUCCAAGCACAGUCUCCUAAGUGGCUGAAGAAGCUGUGAUGGCCCAGCACACCCUGACCUGAGGCCCGUGGCCCCUCGGAGACCUGGAGCCAAGGCCCCCCUCUCAGACCCCUUGCACAGUCCUCCUCUCACACCUCUGCUAGGCCCGGAGGCCCCGGCCCAGGGCUCCUGGGAGCUCCCGUGCUUGCUUAUUUCAUUUGACAACGUUCCAGGGGCUCUGUGGGCCGCUCAGAGGCGGGCGCCAUCUGUGACUAAGAGAGGUGCACUGCCAAAUGAAGGGAACCUGUGCCCUGUGUUCGACACUGGGACUUUCUGCCCGGAGUGUAUGACUGGGUACGAUUCGGGGGGUGGGGAAGCGGUCUGUGACCAUGCUCGUCUCUGCUGGUCCAGGGGAUGGCACCGAGCCUGUGGCUGGCCCGUUCGUGUAACUGUAAUAAACAGUACUUGUCAUUUUGG